CUCGGCGCAAGGCGUUCCUGCUGGAAGUUGCGCACUGAAGUUGCAACGCAUUUGCAACUUGCACCUGCAGAAGGAGAACUGCAAGAGAAGCAUGGCAGGAAAGAGGGCGUUAGUGAUUCUCGCUGAAGGCGCAGAGGAGAUGGAAACUGUUAUUCCGGUGGACGUCAUGCGCAGAGCCGGGAUAGCAGUGACUGUUGCAGGUCUGAAGGGGAAAGAGCCUGUCCAUUGCAGCAGAAACGUUGCCAUUUGCCCUGAUGCCAGUUUGGAGGAAGCCAGCAAACAGGGCCCUUAUGAUGUGGUCCUUCUUCCAGGAGGAAUGCCGGGGGCCAAGCAUCUGGCAGAGUCUCCUGCUGUGAAGGCGGUGUUAACGGAUCAAGAUGGCAGAAAAGGCCUGAUUGCAGCCAUCUGUGCAGGUCCCACUGCUCUUCUGGCACAUGGCAUUGGCUACGGCAGCACAGUCACUACGCACCCUGGCAUGAAGGAGAAAAUGAUGGCUGGAGACCACUAUAAAUAUUCAGAGGCUCGAGUACAGAAGGAUGGACAUUACAUCACCAGCCGUGGGCCAGGAACAAGUUUUGAGUUUGCCCUGACAGUCGUAGAGGAACUCAUGGGGGCCGAGGUUGCUGCUCAAGUCAAGGCCCCCCUUGUUCUGAAAGAUUGACUGUAGCCUACUUGAAAUCCUGCAACGCCCUGCUCUACUGUUGUUGAAUUACUGAACACAAUUCAUUCAUGUAAUUGAAACUGAGAGUAAAUGAUUCUCAGCAGAUGCUUUGGAUCCUCUUGUUCUCACAGGUUGUCUUCCUUUGUCUUAGUUGCCAUUCACUUUAACACUGAAAUACAAUAUGGAUAACUAUUAAACAUGCUUUCCAAAUGUUAGACAGAAUAUAGAUAUGAUUGUGCUUUCUGUAUGAUUAUUGACUCUUUGUUCUGAGAGUUUAAAUUUUGCCUCCAGUUAUUAAAGCUUUAUUGCUGCAAA
Molecule: messenger RNA, 976 nt
Organism: Cololabis saira (Pacific saury)
Lineage: Eukaryota; Metazoa; Chordata; Actinopteri; Beloniformes; Belonidae
Gene: park7
Product: parkinson protein 7
Exons: 6
Coding region: 92-661 (189 amino acids)
Biological process (GO): protein deglycation, glyoxal removal; guanine deglycation, glyoxal removal
Cellular component (GO): cytosol; nucleus
Molecular function (GO): protein deglycase activity
Source: RefSeq, a predicted model, not a curated record